Messenger RNA from Tribolium madens (black flour beetle), 2824 nucleotides. RefSeq names its product gamma-tubulin complex component 5-like. Lineage: Eukaryota; Metazoa; Arthropoda; Insecta; Coleoptera; Tenebrionidae. The coding region runs from base 89 to 2800 and encodes 903 amino acids. The record is from RefSeq and is a predicted model, not a curated record. Gene Ontology annotation, cellular component: spindle pole; gamma-tubulin small complex; centrosome. The transcript is spliced from 9 exons. Gene Ontology annotation, molecular function: microtubule minus-end binding; gamma-tubulin binding. Gene Ontology annotation, biological process: mitotic cell cycle; microtubule nucleation; cytoplasmic microtubule organization.
GUCAACUGUCACACACUCCUAGUUCGAAUAUGUUUGAAACUAAAUAUAGUAAAAUUGAAGCGAAUUAAAGAAAAUUUGCUCUGAAAUCAUGGCUAAAGCCAUCAGUGACGACAUCCAAACCGGCAUCAGAGACUUAAUCGUCUCAAUAACACCGUUCGAGGCGGGCUCUGAACGGUUCAACUCCCUCGAAAAAUAUGCUCUAAUGACGUUAGAAAAAUCCGACUCGAUGUAUUUCCUCAACACCAAAGACAUCAAAAAUGCCAUUUGGAGUAUGGCCGAAAAAUUUGCAUUUCAUGGUUUUUUCAAACAUGCUGAUUAUUUGAAAACCCUGCAUGAGAAAUACAUCAUUCCUAACCUUCCCGAAUCCGACUUAAAUUCCCGUUUGAACGUCGUCAAAUUCCUUCUUUGCAUGUCCCAAAGCCCCACUACACACUUCUGGGAAAGCCCCGAAAAAUUCCAGUUUAUUUACAACACCCAAGAGAGCGAAGUCCUUGACUGGGGGGCCUACUUAACCGAGGAUAUCGACCGAUGGUCACCUCUCCCGGACGAAAACUCCGACUCAGAGGACGAAACAACCCCCAGUCACCAAGAAGAAGCAACCACAAGUGUUAAAAGUGCCCCCAGUCGAGCCAUAAUCCCAAUGGCCCAACACAUCAAGGAGUACAACUUUCAGGAGUCACGCAAGAAACUCCUCAACACAAUCCAAACCGAUUGGUGGUCAAAACCAGUCAUAAUGGAACCUCCAAGUGACUGGUUUGAUGCCAAUGUGGGGCUCCUCUGGCACCAGCAUUUGCUCACCGAAGCCCGAGGGCUGGUCACUCUCGACCCCCUCACUGUCAUCUCCGAGUAUAAAGUCAUGAGGGAGAUUUUGUGGCAAAUGUGGGGCCCCCACAACUCGGUUGUUUUCCAACUCUCAGGCAACAAACUAGUGCCAAAACCAAAUGUCACGAUAUCCAGCAUUCGAGCGUCAUGUUUUUAUAAUUUCAUGGAGGCUUUUAUUCCUUACAUCCAAGUUUUGGACGAUUUCCGGCAAUUCUACCGGAAGUUGGAAACAAACGGAUCAGAAACGUACAAAAGUUACUCUUGUGGGGUCAAAAAUAUCGUCUGGAGGGUUUUUGAGGAGUUAGUCUUGCUGGAAAGCGAAAUAGCGGCUCAAGAGACAACUAUGACUUUGAUUAAGUUGUCCCAAAGAUUUGAAAUAAUGUUUAAACCAGUGUUUGUCUUGAAAGCGAUUCACAACGAGGUGAUUAUCGAUAAUUUUGGGGAUAAAACACCCCUAGAAUGUGCGUUGGUACUCCUGACUCGACUUCGGACAGGUUUAGAGUUCUCAGUAAAUAAAUUGGAACAAGAUAUUCGCCUUAGUUUGUACUUGGAAAGUAUUUAUUAUUAUUUAUUACUCACAGAAGCCUGGCUUGUUAAAAACGAUCUAUUUGACCACACCAACGAAUUUAUUGUUUUAAACGAAAAUUCAACUUUUGUCCUCCGGGCCGGUAUUGAAGAAUAUUGUGACCAGGACAGUAUUAUCAAAAUAAUCAGUAACGAAGUAUUGAAUAUGGGGCGCAAUAUGCACCUGUUACGCCUCUUGAGGAAGUACGAUGUUUUCACAAAAAAAUCAGAAACAAUUCAUCAGGAAUAUACGAGACGACUUUUAGAAGAAUUGUGCUCUUAUUAUUCCUGUGAACCCCCCAGUAUUAGAGUCGAAAGCCCCCAAUCACGACCAGUUGUCACCAGUUUUGAUUUAAACGGAAUGGGGGAUUGGACCAACUUUGUUGACACCACAGAUGGAUUCUUGAUGGAAGCGUUUAGUGAUUUUUUUUACGAGAAAGAGGAAAUUCCAAAAGAGGACACUCUCUAUGAGAAGAUCAGUAAAAUCACGACGAAUUUAUUUCCGUUUCGUUCACAUCCUGAGAAAAUUUUCCUUGAAAUUAUGAAAGAGAGAUUCAACAUUUCAGGUUUGAUGGUUAAAAAUCUCCUCAUUGAGAAAUACAAUUUGGAUAAACAGUUUGAUUUUUUGAAUCACAUUUUUCUAUUUAAUGAUGAUUUAAUAUUUCCAUUUUAUCGUCGCUUAUUUGAGAAAAUGAAUUUACGUCACAGCAAUUGGGGCAACAGUGUAUACUUGACCUCUCACCUCCAGGACAGUAUUAUGGACCUCUAUCCGAAUUUUUACGAGGAUUGUAUUGUCCAAAUCAAAGAUACGUGGAAACAAUGUCGUGAUUCGCUCAAAGCCUGCUCCCUUUUAACUCUCCAUUAUGAAAUCAAGUGGCCACUGAAUAUUAUCAUAACAAAUGAACAAAUAAUCAUGUACAAGGAGAUAUUUGAAGUCGUUUUGCAGGUCAAGUGGGCGCUGUAUACCGCUAAUCAUCUGUUUUUCACAGACAUCGAGCCAAAGAACAAAUCUUUUAAAGCUGUCGCCCCUAAAUCCACAAUAGAGCGCCUCAAAUACCUCCGUUUCAACCUGAUCAACAUUUUAAACAGCAUCCAACACUAUUUAUUCGGUUUCGUCUUUACCAAACACAGAAUCCAAUUCGAAUUGGAUUUCGAAAAGUCGAACGAUCUAAAAUCAUUAAUAACAUCCCACGAAGAAUUUAUCAAAUCCGUUUAUUGUUCAGUGAAAAGGAUUCGAGAGGAAAGUCGAAAUAAUCAUGGUUUUAAUACGCUUCUCAAAUGUGUGCGAAUGUUGAAAGUGAUGUGGAAUCAACCAGAUCAUGCCACAGGCGAAAACCUAAAUAAUUGUCAUAAAAUCUUCAAGUCGUCGUUUGAGGUUGUUAAUGAAACUGUUACUCCUAUUUUUGAUUUGUAAUUAAUAAAGAAUUAUUUUUGAUUA